This is a messenger RNA of Amborella trichopoda, 703 nucleotides long. RefSeq names its product ribosomal protein S17 (gene RPS17). Gene Ontology annotation, biological process: translation. Gene Ontology annotation, cellular component: ribosome. The record is from RefSeq and is a predicted model, not a curated record. Gene Ontology annotation, molecular function: structural constituent of ribosome. Lineage: Eukaryota; Viridiplantae; Streptophyta; Magnoliopsida; Amborellales; Amborellaceae.
AUUCUCCCUGCCUCAUCCUCAUUCCUUCUCUCUAACAAAAAAUGAUGGUCCUCUCUUCUCACCCUCUGCAAACCUCUUUUGCAAACUUAUCCAUCUCCAAGAACAAAAACUUAUCCCCAUUUCUCAAUGGCUCUUCCUCAAUCACCCUCCCCACCCCUUCUCACAGAGCAGCUACAGCCCCCCCUCCAUUCCCAUUUCUCAGAGUUGAGGCCAUGAAGAAGAUGCUGGGUAGGGUUGUCUGCUCCACCAGUGAUAAGACAGUGGCUGUUGAGGUGGUGAGGUUGGCUCCUCACCCAAAGUACAAGAGGAGGGUUAGGAAGAAGAAGAAGUAUCAGGCUCAUGACCCACUUAACCAGUUCAAGGUUGGUGACUUUGUUCAGCUUGAGAAGAGCAGGCCCAUUAGCAAGACCAAGACUUUUGUUGCAGUGGCUGUAGUAGCUAGGAAUGCCCCCAAACCCAAGGUGGAUGUGCCCCAGGAGCUCGACCUUCCGCUCGAGUCUGCUGAGCAGGCCUAGAUUGACAUCUGUCUAUGUAGGGUGUUUUGAACUGGUAGUUGUAGUUUGCUGCCAAUUUGGUAGCUUAAUUGUAAUCUCUGGUCUAUUAUGAAUUGGGUCUUUUGUGUGGUUGAGAUGGAUGUAAUUGGAAGUUGUUUCCUGGCUUUAAUUUUGAUGAAUGUUGAGAAGGUUCUUUUCUUUUUGUAUUC